AUGUUGUGUUUGGAUUUCUUCUACUGUGGAGCGUUGAUGCUCUGCUGCACCAGCCCAUGUGGGGCCUUGCUGAUCCCCGCCCACAAACCCACAUUGACAGAGCACACCUUCCCAUCAACAGAGACCUCAUCAGCCUCCACAGUUCCUCAUCACGGCCCUCACAAUGCAGCUUGCUUUGUGGAUGAUAUUUUCGCGGUGUUGCGUGACGUGGUUGGGAGUGACGGCGAACUCACAAAUGGCAGUUUGUCUCAGUUUGGGAUCUGCACUGCGUCCGGCAGCUCUUCAGGCUCAAUCUUGUUAGAGCUCGCAAAGGAAACGAGCGGAAACCAGAGACACGGAUUGGAGGCGCUGCACCCAACUGGAGUGCUCCUCGCAGAAGAAGGCGAAAGAGGAACGCACAUAUUGACCUUUGACCUCCCACCGUUUACUUUACUCAAGCUGAGCCCUGCGCUGCUCCUGGCAUUUAAAAGGCCCCCCACUGGAGGAAUCCUGGACGUCACUUUCACCAGCCAGUCACUGCAUCCUCACACACAGACUGUGUGCAUCUUGGGAGAAACGCGGUACAUACUGCUGACGGGAAAAGCACAAGAGGGCAACGUUCACCUGAAAUGGAGGAUUUCUGUUGAGAUGAAAUCCCCCGAUAUGAGCCAAAGCCUCAAAGAUAUCCUUAUUGGUGGAAAAUCAGGAAGUAACAUCAGCAUGGUUCCACUUCUGCUUUUCAUUCGGGAGAGAGGAACUGAUACAAGAUAUCAUCAUAGUUCAUCCUUGAUCUCUUCCCAUACCUCCUUUCUCUGUGAGCUGAAGCGGUUCAUGGGUGACGUCCUGCGUCAGGACCCCCGUGAGUCCUCUUCGCUCCUGCAGGACUCCUUGCACUCCCUGCCUCCCCUGACGUUGGGCUUAUCCUCCAGUGACGCUCUGCUGGCGGGACUAAUCAACUCCUCCUCCAUCACCAUCUUCUCGUUCAGUAGCUGGAGCUCCGUGUUUCAGUUGCACCGCGGAGAAUUGGCCCUUUCUCCUGCACUGCUGGAGGAGCUCAAGCAGAGGUUGGAGCAGACCGUGGGGAAGAUAAUGAAGGUCAUACGGGAGGAGAAAGUGGGACAGAGGGCCAACAAGAGUCUGGGAAGGCUCAAGGACCUCAGUGCGUUCCCGUUGAAAGAACCGGCAGCAGGUGACAGCCAGUACCGUGCAUUCAUUCUGCUGAAGGCCCUGCAGACGGUGGCCCGAGCCUACGAGGUGCAGAGAGGACAGCGGGCCACCAGAGCAAAUGCGAACAACCCAGUGAGGGCCAACAUAUGUGGGCUGAGGAGCCUCACGGUGUCCCUAGAAAAGCGCCUCGGGCUUCCAAACACGGUCACUAUCAACAACUGCCACGGCUCUUGUGCUUUCCCUGUGACCAACGGCAACAACCACGCCGUCCUGCUCAACUUACACAUCGAGAGUGAGAAUGUGGACGAGCGGGCUCCCUGCUGUGUGCCUGUGGCCUACGACGCCCUGGAAGUGGUGGACUUGAACGAAAAUGGGACCUUCCUCUCCAUCAAACCAGAUGUGGUAGCCAAGGAGUGUGGAUGCCGCUAA
Messenger RNA from Cyclopterus lumpus (lumpfish), 1575 nucleotides. RefSeq names its product muellerian-inhibiting factor-like. The record is from RefSeq and is a predicted model, not a curated record. NCBI's taxonomy places the organism in Eukaryota, Metazoa, Chordata, Actinopteri, Perciformes, Cyclopteridae. The transcript is spliced from 7 exons. Gene Ontology annotation, molecular function: growth factor activity. Gene Ontology annotation, biological process: gonad development. The coding region runs from base 1 to 1575 and encodes 524 amino acids.